CAGUUCCCCCUUCCCAUGACCCCCCUGGACCCCCUAAAUCUCCGUGUCCCCCCAGUUCUCCACUCCCUGCGUUACCUGGAUGUGACGGUGUCAGAGCCCAGCCCGGGGAUCCCUCAAUACCUGUCCAUGGGAUAUGUGGAUGGGAUCCCCUUUGAGCGCUACGACAGUGAGAGGGGCCAGACGGAGCCGCAGAUGCCGUGGAUGGCGGCCAGAGCCGAGCCGGGAUAUUGGGAUAGAGAGACCCAGAGCAAUGAGAGGAACAAGCUCAUUGCUACCACCAACCUGGAGACAGCGUGGGGCCUGUACAACUGGAGUAGGGGUCUCCACACGGUACAGCGAGUUUGUGGCUGUGACCUCCUGUCUGACGGGAGCGUCCGUGGAUCCUUUCGGCAAGGCUACGACGGGCGGGAUUUCAUCUCCUUUGAGCUGGGAUCCGGGAGCUUCGUGGCGGCCGAUGGAGCUGCCCAGAUCACCAAGAGGAAAUGGGAACACGAUGGGAUCGUGGCAGAGAGACAGACACAUUACCUAAAGAACAUCUGUCCAGAAUGGCUCAGGAAAUAUGUUGGAUAUGGGCGGGAGGCACUGGAGUGCAAAGAGCCCCCCGAUGUCCAUGUGUCUGGGAAAGAGGAACACGGGAUCCUCACAUUGUCCUGCCACGCGUACGGAUUCUACCCCGGGAUGAUCAGGAUCAACUGGCUGAAGGGGGAUGAACUGUGGGAUCAGGAGACGGAGUGGGGCGGGAUCGUUCCCAACAGCGAUGGCACCUUCCACAGCUGGGCCAGGAUCGAGGCGCUACCAGGGGAGCGGGAGCAGUACCGGUGCUGGGUGGAGCACGCCGGAAUGCCGGAGCCCGGGAUCUUCGCCUGGGAGCCGGAAUCCGUCUGGAAUUCCAUCCCGGUGUUGGUGGCUGUGUCCGUCAUUGCUGCCAUCAUCAUCAUCGGCCUCGUGGGAAUCGGUGUCUGGAAGCUCCGAUCCGGGAAGCGGGAAGGGAAUGGAUACGACCCCGCUCCCAGCAGGAAUCAUGGCCUGAACAAUCCUGGAGCUGGAUCCACCCCUUCCCUCUCCCUGCAGAAAGGCAGGAGCUGCUGGCAGAGCUCAUCCCUCUGCUCCCACCCACCCCGGCCCGCCUGCGGCUCUUCCCGAUGGAUCAACUUCCUGCUUUUUUCCUGUGUGAAACUGUCAGAGACUGAAACAGUCAAUGAUUUCUGCAUUCUGGGAUUGCCAGGAGACUUUUGCCGGCUUUUGCAGGACUUUGGCAUUAUCCCUCUGAUGGGCAGCUGGUCCCAUCUCUCCCUCCAGUGCUACUGAAGGUGUCAAGCCCUGAAAAGGAGAGAAGAGCCAAGUUUACCAGGCCCCUCACGGAACUCUGCGCUGGGCUGUCCGAGGUGUUGGGGGUUCAUGGCAUGGCCCAUCAAAGCCCAUCCCCCCUCUGCCAAUCUUGGAAGGUGGGAAAAAGCCUUUUCCCUGCUCCUCAUGGGAACUCUGGGCAGGCCUGGGAGACUUUGGGGUUUCAUGGCAUGACCCAGGACACUGACCAUGGAUAUAAGAACUCAUAACUUCCAUGAGUGUGGGGGCUUCCCUCCCUCACCCCCAAUGGAUCAAGGCCACCACUUUAACUGACAGACAUGGGAGCUGCAACUACCAAGUUCCAUCUCUGGACCCCGUGGGUGGUGACUAUAGACAUCUGUCCACUCUCAGCUUUUCUUUCCCUUCCUCUCCCUUACCCUUCUCCUGUCCUUCCUUUCUCUCCCUUAUGCAUUUUCCCCAAAGGUUCUCUUUAUGCCAUGUUGCUGUAGAUGAGAGAUACAGAUGAUAACACCCAAAAUGGCAACGUACCUGUUUACCUUUGAAACAAAAUUGUUCUAAAAUAAACCCUACAUAUGUAAGUUUUCAAACAC
Lepidothrix coronata (blue-crowned manakin) is the source of this 1898-nucleotide messenger RNA. RefSeq names its product class I histocompatibility antigen, F10 alpha chain-like. Gene Ontology annotation, biological process: immune response. The transcript has 6 exons. Bases 16 to 1308 code for a protein of 430 amino acids. Lineage: Eukaryota; Metazoa; Chordata; Aves; Passeriformes; Pipridae. Gene Ontology annotation, cellular component: external side of plasma membrane. The record is from RefSeq and is a predicted model, not a curated record.